GGAGGGAUUCUCUCUUGACAUUUCCGGUCGUGCAUUACCUCCCGAGGCGGAGGUACGGAAAGGACCUUCCGGGGAUCUGGGACCCUGGAAACCAGAGGAGAUAUAAGACAUGAGCACCAUGGAUCCUGCCGGCGACGGGGGCGGGGGAGGAGGACCCACUUCCGGCCCCGAGCAAAACGUCACCCCGGGAACACCCCCCUGUGGUAAUCCGCCCCCGGGAACCCAGCAACAGCAACAGCAACACCCGCCACCCUCACCCCUCAGCGGAUGUUAUCUACUCGUCGUGCUUCCCGAGCCCCACACCGCACAACACAAGGACCUCAUCCUGAAUCGCCUCGCAAAAGGAUUCCUAUCCUGGGACAAGGACAGCUGCCACGUGGAUUUGGAGAAGGAGCUGCAGGCUCUGAUCGCGCAGGCGCCCGAGGGAGAAGAGGCCAGAAAUGGCGAACGUCUCAUCCAGUACGCAACGGAGAACCUCGUCACGGAAGUUCUGAUCCACCCUCAGACGAAUACUCUUCUGCAAUGUAUACGCAAUCUUCUCGCAAGCUUCACGAAGCACCGACACAUCAUCCACGCUGGAUACACAUUCAGUGGCAAUGGUUCCUGGAUACUGCAGGAUGGAACCUUUAGUCUCGCGGACUUCCUGGAUGCGUUCAGCGAGCACGAGGUGCAACGAGUACUUCGAGCUUACGAGAACAGCGUGACAGUGGACAUCCAUUGCGCGGGAGUUGGUGACUGGACGACCAAUCGCCUGUCGAAGGAGGCAUGCACCAGAUCCUGCAGAGUCAGGGUGAACCCCGACGACGUCCUGACGGCAGGAGUGCCGGCGAUCACGAGUUUCACGACCUACGUCGGGCAGUACCUGGUUGCCCAGACCUUGGAUCAGCUGAUGGAGCCUUCCGACGUGGUCGGCAACAUCCGCUUCAGCCAUCCGACCCUCUACGUCUUCCCGGGUGGACAGGGAGACGCGGCCCUCUUCGGCAUCAACGGCUUCAACAUGCUCGUGGACGGCGGAUUCGCCAGAAAGGCCUGCUUCUGGGACUUCGUCAGACACUUGGACAGACUCGACGCGGUGCUGGUCACCCGGAUAAACAAUAGCAACAUCGGCGGCAUGUCCAGUGUCCUGAGAAAAAAGAAGGAGAUGCACGUCUACCCCCAGAUCGGGCACUUCUUCUGCAACCUAGUGGAGAGAAGACAAGCCACCUCGCCUGACGGCGACAAGGACAUCGACCCUCUGAUCCUGAACCUGACGGACAUCGGCCAGGAGAUGAUGGUCAACCUGCGACACAUAAGCCUACGGGCCCACCCUUGUUAUAGGGACCCCGAGCCGAUCAACCUAUACCACAAAGUGGGGCACGGCACCCUGGACAUGUACGUCCUGAGCCCCAACAAGGACAGCAGGGAAGUCAGGGAGUUCCUGGCGAAAUGGCAAGCUUCGGACUCGAAGCUGUUCGCGGGCUCCCACAGGAAGGACUCGAACGUGGUGACGUUCCCGAUCCAGAACCUGGUGUCGAUCUGCGCUCUGCUCGUGUGGCAACCGGCGAACCCCGAAGACACGAUCACGAGGAUCCUGUUCCCAGGAAGUACUCCCCAGAGUAAGAUCUUCGAGGGCUUCGAGCGCCUAAAGCAUCUGGACCUGCUGAAGCACCCGGUCUGCUCGGCGAAGAGCCUCUCGCCAUCGACGUCCCUGAUGACCCUGAAGGAGAAGAGCACGAAGCAGAAGCUAGGGAUCAUCGAGAAGGAGUCGAAGAAAAUCGAGCCGAAGAAGGAGAAGAAGGAGCACGAGAAGCCGACGAAAGUGGAGGAUACUCCCCCGAAAUCGACCCCACCAGCUACGACGACCCCGGUCAUCCCGACCUCCAAGCCCCAACAAACGGCCAAGGUGGACCUGAAGACGAAGAAGGUGGCCGACAAUAAGAAGAUCGAGACCGAGGCGAAGGAGAGCAAGAAGAUAGAGAAGGAGCUCAAGGAGAUCAAGGAGAAGAAAGAAGCGAAGAAGGACGCCGUCAAGGUGGAGAAGCCCGAAAAAGAGGAGGUGAAGAAGUCCGAAGCGAGCAAGGUCGACCUAGAAAAGACUGCCCCGAGUAAGGAAGCCAAGCCCACGAAGCCGGAGCCGAAGAAGAAGUUCGAGACGAAGGAGACAAAGCCCCCGGCGAAGGUCUCCAAGGUGGAGGCGCCCUCGAAGGCGAUCUCGAAGAGCCAGGAAAAGAAGGCAAAGCCGGCCGAAAAGAAGGAGAUCGUCAAGUCCUCGCCGACGACCCCGAAGAAGACGCUGAACGGCGCGGCCACGAAGACGGAGAUCUCGAAGACGGUGAAAUCCGCUCCGACGACGAAGUCCAUUACAAAAUCCACCACUAUUCCUCCUGCCAAGAGCGCAAAGGAUGCGAACAAUCGCAAGGUGGUCGAACAGAAGAAUAUCGAGAUGUCGACGGCGACCACGGCGAAGGUGCCGAAGCCAAAGCCAGCGGAAAGGAAGCCGAUCAGUCGCAGGACGAAGCCGGUGAGUCCUAGCAAGCCGAGGUUGCCCGGAAGUCCGUCAAAAUCCACGAGGAGCACGCCAACGACGUCGGUAAAAUCCGACAAGGACGGCGUCAUCAGGAAAGUCAAAGGAGAGAGAGGAACGGCGGACUCUUCCACGGUAUCGACCCCAUCGGCGAUAGAACCCGAAACUGCAGUGAAGUUGUCCGAGAAGAGCCUGACAGAGAAGUCGGAGGACCUCUCCCUAGACUCGAUAGAGAGCAAGGUCCUGGCGGAUUUGAAGGAGGAGCGAGAAGUGGUCGAAGAGAUCGAGGCGGUUCUGAACAAGGCGGAGAGGAUAGAGGGGACAAGGAAGGACCACCUUGAGGGCGAGGAUGAAACCACCGGUGAGGCCACCGACAGAAAAGAGGAGGACGCGACCGAGGAGGACGUGACCGCGGAAAUCGAGGAUGCGCCGAAGAAGGACGACUUCCGAAAGGAGAGCCAGGAGCUGACGGAAGAGGAGGAGUACUUGAUCGUGGAGAAGGAGGAGGUGUAUACGGAGGACUCCGCUCUGAGUGGAGACAGCGAGCAGAAGCACGUCCUGGACAAGGCGGAGUCGGAAAAGGCGAAGGCCCCAGAGGACGAGAAGGACCUCGCCAAGGAGGAGGAAAAGGAGGAGGUGGAGGAAAAGGAGAAGGACGAGAUUCCCGAGAAGAAACUGGAGCUGCUGGAUCGCGAGGACGCCGGGAAGAGGUCGGUGGACCUGACCCCGGAACACAAGGAACAGCUGGACGAGGAGAUGAAAGGCAUCAUCGCCUCGGCCACCGAGGUGGUCCAGAAACAGGAGGAGAAGGACGACGGGUCCUCCGGGAAGAAGGACAGCGAGGACGCGACCAAGGAGCCCUCCAGCUUGAGUCCCGACAAGCUGGACUCCUCCGAGAAGAAGACGACUGAUACGGACGCCAAGCCGGAGGUUGACCAGAAGGACCAUCCCCAAGAAAAAAUGGAGGAGUCCCAGGAAAGAAUCUCUACCUUGGAAUCCGGAGCCACGACCACGGCUCCGACGCUUCCCGAGGACGAGAGGAUCCCCUUGGACGAGAUCAAGGAGGACCUCGACGAGAAGCACGCGAAGGAGGAGGUCAAAGAGAAGGACGUGCCCAAGGCCAAGCCGGUCGUUCCCCAGACGGUGCCGAUCACGCCCAAACCUGAGGUUAAGGUCUUCGACGUGCGACCCGGAGUCCAGGUUCUUCAGCGCGAGAUCGUGAAGACCCCGGACGAGGUGGCCGAUCUGCCGGUCCACGAAGAGGUGGAUCCGAAACUGUAUCAGAUGGGAGAGUACGAGAAGGAUAAGGAGGAGAAGGUGGUCCACGAGGCGAAGGAGAUCCCGACACUUCCCGUCAAGGAGAGUCCUUCCCCUCUCGCGGAACCUGCGACAACUUUAACGAAGGAACCACCCGCACCACCUGCGAAGGAACCACCUGCACCACCUGCGAAGGAACCACCUGCACCACUUGCGAAGGAACUACCUGCGCCACUUGCGAAGGAACCACCUACUCCUACUGCGAAGGAACCACCAACACCUACGGCAAAGGAACCACCUACACCUACCGCAAAACAACCACCUACACCUACCGCAAAGGAACCACCUACACCUACCGCAAAGGAACCACCUACACCUACUGCGAAGGAACCACCGACACCCACCGCAAAAGAGCAGAAAGGCGUCUUCGGGUUCUUCGGCAAGGUCGCCGACAAGUUCGAGAAGGGAAUCGACAAACUCACCGGUAAAUCCAAGAAGGACGUCGAUAAGGACGCCGACGACAAGUCCUCUUCAAAGUCCAGCUCUCCCAAGGAGCCCAAGCCACAGGAGAAGGCUGUCCUAGAAGAGGUCGACGUCGACAAGAUGUUCCCAAAAGUGGGGAAGGUCAGCGAGAAGGCGGAAACCUUCGAGCAGGUCGAACCGAAAGUGACCGAGGUCAAGGUGGCUGCCAUUAAGGACACGGCAGCGUUUAUCCACGAGGAGAUCAAGGAUACCAAGAGAAUUAGCAUCCCCGACGUGGAGCCGAAAAUCAUCGACGAUCGUCGCGGUGGUGGCGAGGAGGUCGAGGAUGCCCAACUCGAAGAAGAGCUCCCCGUGAGGACGGAGCCUUAUACCGUCCCAGGACAAGUGUACAAGGACGAAGAGGCCAUCGAGGACGCGGAGGACGUGGAGGCAUUGCUGGAAGAGGCCUCGAGGAAGUUCAAGACCGUCAAGGACAGCCUGAGGGACUCCUUGGAGUCCUUGGAGGAGAGGAUCGAGGAGGAACAGCUGGCAAAACUUGACGAAGUUGCUCCCGUUAAGGAUACCGUCAAGGAUACCCUUACCGGAGUAGCCGAGAGGCUGGAGGAGAUCAAGGACACGAAGGAGCCGGAGAAGGUGACGUUCGACAUCCCCAAGGUAGAGGACGAGGAGGACCUCGAAGAAUACACGGGUCCUAUAAGGGACGUCAAGGAAGCGGUUCGCGACGUCGGUGAGGUCCUUGCUGGCACCGCAGGGAUAGAACUCGACGAGAAACCCAAGGACGUUAUUGAGAUCGUCAAGAAGGUUGCCGAGGUCCUGAAGGAAGACGACUUUCUCCUGGAUAAACUGCCUCGAGCGGAGGAGAAAAAGGAAGUGGAGAAACCUUCACUCGAAGAUCAACCGAAAGAGGAAGGUAAGUUACUCGAAGAAAAGGUCGAGGAGCCCGAGAUCAAGCCGAAGGUAGGUCUCGAGGAGAUCGUCAUCCCGAAGAAGGUCGGCGUCACGGAAGAACUGCCUCCCCAGGAAGAGAUCGAAGAGAUGCUGACUACGGAACCGUCCAAAGAACUCGUUCCCUUCGAAAAGGCGGAUGGCGUCGAGGUUCACGAAGAGCCCUGCGUUAAGGUCGUCAAGGAUAAAGAGAUCGAAAAAAUUUCACCGAUCAAGGAGAAGGUGGACCUGGAAGGACCUAAGGAAAUUUGCGACGACAUCCUGAAGGACGAGCCAGUUUGCAGAGCCAAGCGAAGCCUUGCCCCAGAGGAUGCCGAAGAAGAUGCCAAAGAGGACGCUGGAAAGGUGGACGUGAUGGACGCGGGCCUGGAAAAGGUGUGCACGAAGAAGGAGGCGAUCUCUCCCAGGAUCAGCGACGAGGAAAAGGAAGAGGGAGAAAUAGAAGAACCCGAAAUCGUCCUUGAGCAAAAGCUCUCUCCGGGCAAGGCCGAACUCGUCACCGUGACUCCAGGGUCUACCCCGACCUCGCCCAAAUUUACAUCGGAAAAACUUCCCGAAGUGGACCUUGAAGAAUCCAUGAUCCAGAAAGCCUCCAGCUUCUCGCCCGAAGUGGCAAACAUCCUAAACACUGUAGGAACUGUGGAGGAGGUCGUGGAAAAAUUGGUGACAUUGAAGAGUUCUCGCAUCACAGUGGAGAUAAUCGAGUACAUCGUGAUCGUUCGUCGAGUCUCCAGGGAGCAAGUAAUUCACAUAAUCGAAGAAAUAAUCCUGAAGAAGGGCAUCCCUCGCGAGAGCAUCGUGGACGAUGUCGACAUCCUAAAGAUAGAGGAGCCGAUCUCUCCGCAGAAGAGAGCGGAGGUCGAGGAGUACGUCGUGAACAAUUUUAUCAACAGAGGGAAGCGAAUCACUUUUGACCUCCUGGAGGAGAUCUCGCUCCUGAAAAUUGUUCCCAGAUCCGCGGUCCUGCUUAUCAUCGAGGACAUGAUCCUGAAGAGAAAGAUCUCCAGAGAGUCCCUCUUGGAUCUCGAAGAGGAGGCGAAGCCCGAAGAGGUCCAAAAGGUGAAAGAAGUGGAGUUCUUCGACAGGAAAGAGUCGAUCGGAGAACAGGUCCCGAGUAAAGUUUCAGGUCCGCGAGAGUCUCCCGAAGAGACAAUCGAGGUCAAGGACGAGCCCCAGGACGAGGCCCCGAGGCUCGAGGACUUUAGGCACGUGAACGGUAAGGAUGUCGAGGAGGAGAGUCUGAUUGACGGAUUCGUUAGUAUUCCAUCCAAGGACACGGUGAACGCCUUCUUGCAGGAAAAGAGGAGGCUUUCCGUUGAAGCUUUGCAAGAGGGGGCCAAAAAGUUGUCACCGACCCCGAAGGACGAAAAGGUCCACCCCGAGGUGACGGAGGUCGCGGUCGCCGACGACUUCGAGGCAGUCGAGCAGGAAUACAAGGUAGGGGAUGUAACCGCGACUGCGAGCCCCGGAGUGGCUGCAGAUGUCGAGAAAAAGGCUGAGGAAGUCCCUGAAGAGGACCUCGAAGUUGACGUCAGCGUCGAGGCCGAGGAGAAAUUCGUGAAAGAAAUUGCGGGCAAGCCCGAGGAGGCCAAAAAGGUACCGAGUCCCGAUGCCAAGGAAGAGGACAAAUUCGAAGAGGAUGCCGAAGGUAAGACGACGACCUCGGAGGUGUCCGAGGUCCUCGACGCCACGGAGAAGUACUUGGACGAGGCCAAGGAGAAGGUCGUCGACAUCAAGGAGGAAGUAAAAUCGUUGAUAUCAGGAUUAGAGGGUCCUGUGACCGAGGCGAAGGAUGAGGUCAAGGAAGCGAUAGAGGAAGCUCAAGAGAGACUCGGUGCAGUAUUGGAUAAGGUCGUGGGCACCGUGGUGGAACCUCUCCUCGGAAAACGCGAAUCCAUAUCCGAGGACUUGAAGAUUAAGGAUGAAGAGGGGAGGGAGGAACUGGAAAAGAAAAUCGAUGAGAUAUCAGAGGACGAGUCCAGGGAUAGGAUCAGUGACUCCGAAGAGAAGAUCAAGGACGACGCGAAGGAGAAGGUCGAAGUUGCCGAGGACCUCGUUGAAGACGAGGCCAAGGAGAAGGUGGCGAUCGCCGAGGAAAAGAAGGAGAAAGUCCCCGAAAUUCCUGUUCCCGAGGAGAAGGAAGAAGUAAAAGAACAUCUCGAAGAGAAACCUGCAGCUCCGAAGGAGGAGAUUAAACCCAUUGACGUGGAAGCCCUGGUACCGGAAAAGGAGGAAAAGCCAACAAAGGACGAAAAGGACAAACCUACAAUUUCACCCGAGCCUAAAGUAGUCGAAGACGUAAAACCAGGUGACGAUCAGAAGGUCGAGGUUCCUCAAGUUCUCGAAAAAACUGAAGUGACUCCUCAGGUGGCCGCGGCACCUGUUCCUAUUUCACCUGAAACGAAGCUGGCUGAUGCUACGGGUCGUACAGGAGGAUUACCCGAAGAAGAGAUGAUAAAGGAGAAGGCGGCACCGAAGACCGAAGAAAAGCCGGAGCCCAAAGAGACGGCAGAGCCAAAAGUGGAGGACAAACCCGAAGCCAAACCCGAAGAAUCUACAGAUAAGGCUCCCCAAAAGGAUCUCGAGCCAACGGUCCCUAAAGAGGAUAAAGUAGAAGAUGAUAAAAUUGAUAAGCCCGAUAAGGACGACGGGGUUGUUCGCCGGAUGCUGGUGACAGCGACCAGCGAAGAUGGCGGCCAGGAAACCGAGAUCUGCACGAGUGGGUCGAUCACGUUUACAAAGUCUGUCACCCCUGAAGACUCCCUCAAGGAGGUGUCCGUCAAGUCCACUCCAGAACGCGAUUCCUUGAUACUGGAUAAGGAUUCGCUGCACUCUGGACGCAGCACCCCCGAAAAAGACAGCAUCUCCGAGAAGUCCUUGCCGGGAGCCAAGGAUGUCGGCAAGAUCAGCCCCGAAGACAGCCUCGAUAAAUCGCCAAUCGACCGGCGAGACUCGCCGGACCUUGAAGACAGCCUAGAAAAGCCUGAAAAAGAUAAGGAACCCCAGGAGCAAGAAAGGAGACCCUCUGAAAAAUCCGCCGAUGUGUCCCUCGAGGACAGCAAAUCCCUAGAAAAGCCUAUCGAAAAGGAGGAGAAGGCUGAAGGGAAAAUCCUGGAAGCGAAGAAGGACGAGACUGCGGAUAAAUCUCUCGACAAGGAGCCCGAGAAGCCAGAGGUCCUGGAAAUCUCGAAAACUGCGGAAGCGGAAAAAAUCGACAAGGAAAAAUCGCCAGUCAAGGAGAAAAUUGAGGAAGCGAAGACCCUGAAGACUCCAGAAUCCGCUCGCUCGGAAGACGCGUCUCCGACCGAGACAAUUUUCGCUAAAUCGCCGACUGAGAAGUUGGAAUUUUAUUCACCGACUGGGGAGCAAGAAGUGGUAGAAAAAUCUCUGCCGAAAGAAAGUGUCGCCGACUUGUCGAAAUUGCCGAUUGCUGAAAAGAAGGAGGCGAAGCCCGACGAAGCUAAAGCCGACAUCGCUGAUUCCAAAGCCGAAGAGAAGAAAGUCUCCCCCAUCAAGGAAGAAAAAACCGAAGUCGUUCCCGAAGUUACUGAAAAACCAAUUUUAUCCGAAGUGAUAAAAGAAGACACUUCUCCGAAGGAGGCAAUAAGUGCCAAAGAAUCCCCAGAAGCCAAACUACCGGAAGAGGUUGUCGAAGAAAAGGAGAAAUCCAGAUCGCCUAGCAUCAUCAGCGAAGCGGCAGAAAAGGAAGUUGAUAAAUCCAGAUCCCCGAGUAUUAUCAGCGAUAAGGAUACUAAAGAACCAAUCGACGGAGCAAAAUCCCCGACUAUCAGCGUGGAGAAGGCAGAAGGUGUUAUCCCAGAUGAGAAAGUUCCUGACAAAUCAAGAUCGCCAAGUAUUGCUGGUGAUAAACUCGAUGGAAGCAAAUCGCCCAGUAUCGCUGGUGACCAGGUAGAUGACAAGGAAUCAGUAAAAUCAGCGGCUUCCAGCAUCGUCAGCGAAAAAGCAGAUGAGAAGGAAGAAAUUGCUAGGUCAAAAUCCCCAAGCAUUGCUGGUGAUAAACCUGAAGAUAAAGAAUUGGACGUGAAGUCUCGCGCGUCAAGCAUUGUCAGUGACAAAGGCGCCGAGAAAGAGCCAGUUGACAGAUCGAAGUCGCCAAGCAUUGCUGGUGAUAAACCCGAAGAGAAGGAACAUAUUGACAGGUCAAAAUCGCCAAGCAUUGCUGGUGAUAAAUCCGAAGAUAAAGAACUGGACGUAAAGUCUCGCGCGUCAAGCAUUGUCAGUGACAAAGGCGCCGAGAAAGAGCCAGUUGACAGAUCGAAGUCGCCAAGCAUUGCUGGUGAUAAACCCGAAGAGAAGGAACAAAUUGACAGAUCGAAGUCACCGAGCAUUGCUGGUGAUAAACCGGAAGAGAAAGAACCAAUUGACGGAUCAAAAUCACCAAGCAUUGCUGGUGACAAACCCGAAGACAAAGAUCUAGCAGUCCGAUCUCGAGCAUCCAGCGUCGUAAGCGAUAAACUGGAAACUAAGGAACCAGCCGAUAGGUCGAAGUCCCCAAGCAUUGCUGGCGACAAGGCGGAGGAUAAGGAAUCAAUCGAUAGGUCAAAGUCACCGAGUAUCGCCGACGACAAACCCGACGAUAAGGAACCAAUCGGUAGGUCCAAAUCACCGAGCAUUACCAGCGAGAAAGCCGACGAAAAGGAACCACUCGACGGGUCAAAGUCCCCGGAUAUUGCCGGGGAUAAACCAGAAGAUAAAGAACCUAUUUCAAAAUCACGAGCUUCGAGUAUAGUAAGUGACAAGGUAGAAGACAAGGAGCCAAUCGAUAGAUCGAAGUCUCCAAGCAUCGCUGGCGAUAAAGUCGAGGAUAAAGAAAUUAUCAGAUCACGAACAUCCAGCAUUGUAAGCGAUAAACCAGAAGAAAAAGAGCCAACCGAUACCCUGAAAUCGCCAACCAUCGCUGGUGAAAAAAUCGAUGAUAAGGAACAGAUCGACAGGUCGAAGUCACCGAGCAUUGCGGGGGAUGUACCCGAAGACAAGGAAUCAAUCGACAAAUCGAGAUCACCGAGCAUCAUCAGUAAACCAGAAGAGAAGGAGCCCAUCGUUCCCGUACGGCCGUCCAGCAUCAUCAGCGAUAAGGAUGAUAAACCCGAAGAACCUGAGCGAUCAAAGUCGCCUAGCAUUGCCAGUGAUAAGGCCGAAGAUAAGGAAUCGGUCACCAAAUCGAGACAACCCAGUAUCAUCAGUGAUAAAGGGGACGAAAAGGAGUUGGAUCGAUCGAAGUCUCCCAGCAUUGCUGAAGACAAGUCCGAGGCUAAGGAAGCCAGGUCUCCAAGCAUUGCUGGUGAUAAACCCGAAGACCAAGAGUCAGUAAUUAAAUCCAGAGCGUCUAGCGUCGUCAGUGAAAAAGCUGAAGAAAAGGAAGGAGUCGAUGGAUCGAAAUCACCGAGCAUUGUUGGUGAUAAACCAGUCGAAAUAAAAUCUCCAGCAUCCAGCGUGGGCAGUGAUAAAGCCGACGAUAAGGACGCUGCAAAGGUGUCGGAGCCACCAAGCAUUGUCGAUGAAAAAAUUGCUGAGCCAAUUUCCAAAUCCCGAUCACCGAGCAUCGUGAGUGACAAACCGGAAGAGAAGGAACCCGCGACAGGUGAAAAAUCACCAAGUAUUGCUGAUGAUAAACUCCAGGAGCCCGAAAUUAUCGAGAAGUCAAGAUCGCCGAGUGUCCAUAGCGAAAAGGCAGCGGAGACAGUAGACAAGGCCAGAUCUCCAAGCAUCGUCAGUGAUAAGGAAUCUCCUGAUAAAUCUCUGGAUAAAAUAAGCCCUACCGGUACCGUUGCCGAAGAGGCAGAAAAAUCACCUGACAAAUCCGUUCCCGAUAAGACCAGCGACGUGUCGGAAGAUAAAUCCCGUUCUCCAAGUAUCGCUGGCGAUAAAAUUACUGAAACCGAGGUGGUUGAAAAAUCACCAGAUAAAUCUCGCUCAGCCAGUAUCGUCAGCGAUAAAGUAGAGGAGAAAGGGUUGAAGAGUCCCGAGCAAUUGUCAAAGUCGCCAAGUGUGACUAGCGAAAAAGGAUCCAUUGAAAAAUCAGCGGACAUUUCGAAAUCACCGAGUAUAGUGAGCGACGUCAUCGAUGACGAUGCUUCGCGAGUACAGAAAUCGAUAGCCGAAGAUAUCGAUGCCAAAGGUCUCCUUGAAAAACCUGAAGACAGAUCGAGGGCCUCCAGUGUUGCUAGCGAUAAAGUGGAAGAGAAGGAAUCAGCGAAAUCAUCGAAAGCUCCAAGCGUUGCCGGAGAUAGAAUCGAUGACAAGGAGGAGAGUGCCAAGAGUGAUAAACCCGAUGACAGUAAAUCUCCCGAUAAGGAGUUGACCGUCAAAUCCAGAUCAGCGAGCAUCGUCAGUGAUAAACCUGUCUCUCCAGUUCCUAGUGAUAAAGUUGAUGAUAAGGAAUCUGCGGAAAAGUCAAGGUCUCCCAGCAUUAUCAGCGACAAGGCGGAAGAAAAACCGGACAUGUCGAAGUCCCCAAGUAUAGUCAGCGACAAGCUCGUCUCUCCUGUCCCUAGUGAUAAAGCCGAUGAUAAGGAAUCUGCGGAAAAAUCAAAGUCACCUAGCAUUAGCAGCGACAAACCAAUUUCUCCAGUCCCUAGCGAGAAAGCAGACGAUAAGGAACCUGCGGAAAAAUCAAGGUCACCUAGUAUUAUCAGUGACAAACCAAUUUCUCCAGUCCCUAGCGAGAAAGCAGACGAUAAGGAACCUGCGGAAAAAUCAAGGUCACCUAGUAUUAUCAGCGACAAACCAAUUUCUCCAGUCCCUAGCGAGAAAGCAGACGAUAAGGAACCUACAGAAAAAUCAAGGUCACCUAGUAUUAUCAGCGACAAACCAAUUUCUCCAGUCCCUAGCGAGAAGGCAGACGAUAAGGAACCUGCGGAAAAAUCAAGAUCACCGAGCAUUAUCAGCGACAAACCUGUUUCUCCAGUUCCUAGCGAGAAAGCUGACGACAAAGAGUUAGCAUUAAAAUCGAGGUCUCCUAGUAUCAUAAGCGAGAAACCCGUAUCGCCAGUUCCUAGCGAGAAAAUUGAUGAUAAGGAACCGGCAGUGCACUCAAGGUCUCCCAGCAUUAUCAGUGAUAAAGCCGAAGAAAAACCGGAUGGGUCGAAAUCCCCAAGCAUCGCCAGCGAUAAGCCCGUAUCUCCAGUUCCUAGCGAGAAAGCUGACGAUAAGGAGCCAGCAACAAAAUCAAGAUCAGUUAGCAUUAUCAGCGACAAACCCAUUUCUCCGGUUCCUAGUGAAAAAGUUGAUGAUAAGGAAUCGGCAGUGCAGUCAAGGUCUCCCAGCAUUAUCAGUGAUAAAGCCGAAGAAAAACAGGAUGGGUCAAAAUCCCCGAGCAUCGCCAGCGAUAAGCCCGUAUCUCCAAUUCCUAGCGAGAAAGCUGAUGAUAAGGAGCCAGCACCAAAAUCAAGAUCACCUAGCAUUAUCAGCGACAAACCCAUUUCUCCGGAUCCUAGUGAAAAAGUUGAUGAUAAGGAACCGGCAGUACGGUCAAGGUCUCCCAGCAUUAUCAGUGAUAAAGCCGAAGAAAAACCGGAUCGGUCGAAAUCCCCGAGCAUCGCCAGCGAUAAGCCCGUAUCUCCAGUUCCUAGCGAGAAAGCUGACGAUAAGGAGCCAGGAACAAAAUCAAGAUCAGCUAGUAUUAUCAGUGACAAACCCGUUUCUCCGGUUCCUAGCGAAAAAGCCGACGAUAAGGAACCCGCGACAAAGUCAAGGUCUCCGAGUAUUAUCAGUGACAAAUUGGAAGACAAGGAACAAGUGGACAGAUCAAAAUCCCCGAGCAUAGCCAGCGAUAAACCUGUAUCUCCAGUUUCCAGUGAGAAGGCCGAUGAUAAGGAAGCUGCGAUAAAAUCAAGGUCGGCUAGUAUCGUUAGUGAUAAAAUUGAAGAAAAAGAACAAGUGGAUACGUCAAAAUCCCCGAGCAUUGCUGGUGAUAAAGUCGAGGACAAAGAGUCCAUCGCGAAGUCUUCAACGCCCAGUAUCGUCAGUGAUAAAUCAGAAGAGAAGGAGCAAACUGAUAAGGCAAAAUCACCGAGCAUUGCUGGUGAUAAGCUUGAAGAACACAUUGAGGAAUCGAGAUCAAGGUCGGCGAGCGUUGUGAGUGGAAAGGGUUCCAUCAGUCCCCCGAAGCCUGAAUCCAGAUCACCCAGCAUAGUCGAUGAUAAGACGGAGGCGAAGGAACAGGUCGACGGAACGAAAUCUCCGAUUUCUGAAGAUAAAGACGAUAAGGUCACUGAUAAAUCCCGAUCGGCAAGCAUCGUCAGUGAAAAAGCGCCGGAAAUCGAGACAGCUCGCGAAUCUCGGUCUCCCAGCAUCGCUGCUGAUAAACCUGCCGACAAAGAAGCCGCAAGGUCCAGAUCAUCGAGCAUCAUUAGUGACAAAGAAGCAGAUAAAUCCGCUGAUAAACCUAAGUCGCCUGCCGAGCAGGACUCGGCUCCAAAAUCGGAGGCGAAAUCCUCUCCCGAGGUCGCCGAUAAAACCGAAAAGACUGUCCAACCUCCUUCCGAGCUAAUCUGUGAUAAAAAGAAGUCGAUCAGCGAAGAUAAGAUAGAAAUCGACGGAGAGAAGAAAGCAAGUCCGAAACUGGAUGAACCGAAGUCGUCCGUCCUCUCCAAUGGCGAAACCGACCACGUAACCGCGGUCGAGGACGAAAAGGACGAAGUUUCUUCAAGUGCGACCAAGUCCAAGUCCCCGGAAGAAGUUCCUCAGGCCAAGUCUUCGGCAACCGAAGCGGAAAAGGAUAAGCGCAAGGACUCGACGGCAGAGGUCGAGGACGACAGGACCCCGAAAGAUGGCCGAUCUCGAUCGCACAGUCUUUUCGACACUGGCGAAAAAACACCUCUAGGACGAUCCAGAGCUGCGAGUUUGUUCGAGGAUAAAGUCCCUGAGAAACUGGCUCUCCUGGAAGGUGUCAAGGAUGUCUUCGACAGGAGCAUCGCUGAUAAAAUUCUAGAAGAAAAAGACGAGUCCAGGUCCCAAGCUGGGUCUAGAAAGGUGAGUCUCCAUGAAGAAGAGUCAGUUCGCAAGGACUCCGUCUCUUCGAGAAGAGCCAGCGAAGUGGUCCCCAAGGAUGCGGACUCCAGGAAGAGUUCCAUCAGUUCCCAAGCCAAAAAAGAGCCCGAAGUCACGUCCGCCAGACGGGAGGAGAUCGAGAAGUACAUAAUCGACGAGUUCCUGAUGAAGAAGAAGAAGAUCACCAUCAAGCUGCUCGAAGAUAUCCUGACGAAGAUGGGGGUGAGCAAGUGGAUCAUCGUGGAGAUCAUCGAGAAGAUCAUCGUGACCAGAAAGAUCCCACGAGAGUCGAUCAUCGAGGACGAGUCCGUGAUGCAGGUGGAAGAUGCUGAAGAGGAACCCGAAGACGACCUGAAAGACGAGGAAACGAUUGAAAAGGACUCCGUCGUUACUUCCCGAAGAGGCAGCGAGGUCCUCAAGGACUCAAGCUCCAGAAGAAGCUCCAUCGGCUCCCAAGCGGAGGAGGUGGAAAAAUACAUAGUCGAGGAGUUCCUCACGAAGAAGAGGAAAAUCUCCAUGGAGCUGCUCGAGGAGAUCCUGACGAAGAUGGGAGUGAGCAAGACGGUGAUUAUCCAGAUCAUCCAGAGGAUCAUUCUGACGAGGAAAAUCCCGCGAGAGGCAAUCCUCGAGGACGAGUCAUUAAUCUUGGCGGCAGAAAUCGAGAAGAAAAUUGCCGAGGCCGCCGCCACCAGAACCCCCGAUCCUAGUCCAGAUUCUGGAACGCCAGGAUCGGAGAAAUCCACCAGAGGAAGUCCCGAACGUCCCGAGCCCAGGAUCGAGGAGGAAGUGUCGAUCAGCGAGGUUCAGCGCUCGGAGAUCGAGAAGUUCAUCGUCGAGGAAUAUUUUGCGAAGUCACGAAGGAUCACCGAGGAGGUCCUGGACGAGAUCGUGAAAGUGAAGUCGCUCCCACGGUACAUCAUCGUGGAGAUCAUCGUGGAGACGAUGGCGAAGAGAGCCCACAGGCCGUCCAUGGUGGACGAGAGCAUCCUGAGGCCCGAAGACCACGAGGACUACUUCAGCGAGGCCUUUGGCAAGUCGGUCGACGACAAGUUCCAGGACGUAACAGGAAAAUCCACCCCGGAGAUAUCCUCCGCGAAGGAGCGCACCGUCGACGUGUCCGGGAAAUCCACCCCCGACGCGAAGUCCUCGCUCCUAUCCGAAAGACUUUCCGAUAAAUCAGGAUACUCGUCCCCGGACAUCCGUCAAUUCGACGACUCCUCGAAAAGUAUUCCGGACUACAGGACGGAUUACGAGAGCCAGUUCCACAAGGCGUUCGUCGAGGGGAUGACGGAGAUGAGGACGACGCACAUCACGACGUUGUCCGGGAAGUCGACUCCAGAUUUAGGAAGAGGUGGAACCCCAGAAGUCGCAGGACCACCGGAAACAUCCGAUUCGACGACGACCAUCCAGAAAGGAGCCGAGGACGUCAUCGAGAAGACGAAAACGGAAGAGGAGGAGGACGAGGAAGAGUCCCAGGUGAUCAAGAUCACCAGGAAGCACGUGGUGGUCGAGCAGGAGGAGCCGGAGGUGGUGACGAAGGUGAUCAAACGAGAGGUCCUUGUCGAGGACGACGCUGAAGCAGGGGGACCGGAGACGGUGAAGAGAAUCGUGAGCCUGGAGGGCAUCCCCGAGAUCACGGAGACGGUGACCACGAGGACCACCAGAACGAUCAUUACGGAGGAGGUUUCGGAGCCCAGACCAACGGGGUCCGAAAUAGAGAAGCCAGAACUGAUCACCAGGGUGAUCUCCGGCGAAGGGAUGCCGGAGCUCGCGGAGACCAUCACGAGGACCACGAAGACGGUGGUCUCGGAUGCCGGGCCGGAGUACGUGACCAAGAUCAUCAGCAGAGAGGGCACCCCGGAGAUCGGAAAGUCCGGGGACGUGAAGAGGAUCGUGACGACGGUGACGACGGUGACGGGUCCCGGAGGCGAGGUGAUCACGAAAAAAGACGUCGAAGAGAGUAGCGACGCCCUGGCCAGCGAGGAUCUCCUGGAGAAGCUGAUAGACUCGUCCCAGGUGGAGCGAAUCGCCGGCAAGAUCACUCCAGAGUCAAGGACCUCGGAAGAGAGAUUCGUCAGCGAGACUCCGGAAGGUUUGAAAACAGAGGAGAUCAUUAAGCGCACCGUGACAACGGUGACCUCGACCUCGGGCACCUCGUCCCCGGACGUGAAGACGUACUUCGACUCCGGCAAGUCCACGCCGGAUCCGAAGGACAAGUCCGAGGGUCCGAAGGACUCCGCGGGAAAAAUCGAGAAACCGGAGUCCUCCUCUCCCCAGAUUCGCGAUUUGAUCUCCGACGACAAGAGCUACUCCGGGAAGUCCUCUCCGGACGUGUCCCUACCGAAGGACAUCGUUUUCAGCGGCUCAACGGGUAAAUCCACCCCCGAAGUGCCGAUGUCGCCGCUGAUAAGAGACGGGGCUGCGGUGCAGCCUCACUUAUCGGGGAGGUCCACCCCCGACAGAAAGUCUGAGGGCAGGUCGUCAACGGCCACUCCCGAAGGGUUCCGGUCCGGAGAUGUCAUAAGAACCAUCGUGACCACCACGAGGACCAUCUCUGAGGAGGGAGAGAUUAUCACGACCACGAUGGAGGUAACGGAGGCGACGAACGAGAAGGGGGAGAUCGUGAUCUUGGAAGAGAAGACGGACGUGAAGGUAGACGACAGACUGCCCGGCAAGGAGGCGCAGGAGUCCGUCAUCGAGGGCAUGAAGGCCUCGGAGGAUCCGAAGAGGACCUCCAGUUCCAGUUCCGGCGUCCCUAGCGAAAAGGUGGAACCGACGAGUCCUAGAAGCGACUCCCCCAUGUCCACCGCUUCUCGCUACGAAAGCUCCUCUCAACCAACGUCUUCAGCAAAGGACUCGAAAAAGCCGGUGGAGUUCUCCACGGCAGCCAUGAGCAGCAGCGUCUACGGAGAAUUGCCUCUGGAACCGCCCGAGACGUCCUUCGGGGCGCCCAAGAGCAGCGAGCCCAUCCCCAUCCAGGGCGACUUCUCCUUCAAGAAGUUCACUGUGGAAAAGGAGUUCGCCGGGGGGUACAUCGGCAAGUCGGACCCGAAGAAGUACGUCGACGAGGCCGACCUGGACUUCGACAAGGCCCUGAUGGAGAAGGACGCCAAAGUGGAAGCCGGAGCCGCAGGAGUCACCAAUGGUGGCUUGGGUCAGGGUCUCUCGGCGGACCCGAAGAAGUCUUCGACCGACGCGAAGGACUCGAAGGACUCGAAGAGCGACCCCAAGAAGGAUCCUCUGGACGGCUGGGGAUCUCCUCUGGGUCUGCCCUCUCCGGAACCGCCCAGGAAGUUCAAUCUCCGCAACGCAAACCAGUCCGGCAGCUCCGGGGACUUUACCCCGGACAGCUUGAACUUUGACUUGAACGACUGGGGCGAGCCUCUGCGUCUGCCCUCGCCUGCCCCCCUCGCAAACGAGGUCUCCAACAAGGGCUCACCCGGAACCCCGAAGAAGGAGCGCAAGCAGCCCAAGAGGGUCGUCUCGGAGAAUCUGAAGAACAAGAAGAGGUCCGAAAGCCCCAACAAGAUCGACAAGAAGUCGAAAGACUCGAAGAACAAGGUUCAGCCGGUUUACGUCGACCUGACCUAUGUUCCACAUCACGGGAACUCGUAUUACACCUCGUUGGAGUUCUUCAAGAGGGUCCGUGCAAGGUAUUACGUCUUCAGCGGCACCGAACCCAGUCGGGAGGUCUACGACGCUUUGCUCGAGGCGAAGAAGACCUGGGAGGACAAGGAUUUGGAGGUGACCAUGAUCCCGACCUACGACACGGACACCCUGGGCUACUGGGUCGCGGACAACGAGGAGGCCCUCGCGGCCAACCACAUCGACCUCUCGCCUUCGGCCUCGAGGUGCACGAUCAACCUCCAGGACCACGAGACCAGUUGCAGCGCCUACAGGCUCGAGUUCUAGGGAUUGGCGGCCUGCUCAGCCGUCAUAGUCGAGUUCUGAGCCGCGAACGGACUCCAGCCCAACCCCCGAGAGGACCUUUCGUAGGUCAGGGUCGGUCCCGGCCCGUGGCUCUCUUCGCAUCCGGCGCCGAUU
Molecule: messenger RNA, 18244 nt
Organism: Orussus abietinus
Lineage: Eukaryota; Metazoa; Arthropoda; Insecta; Hymenoptera; Orussidae
Product: microtubule-associated protein futsch
Exons: 8
Coding region: 110-18112 (6000 amino acids)
Biological process (GO): regulation of microtubule depolymerization; dendrite development; microtubule cytoskeleton organization
Cellular component (GO): cytosol; microtubule associated complex; microtubule
Molecular function (GO): actin binding; microtubule binding
Source: RefSeq, a predicted model, not a curated record